Ylistrum balloti is the source of this 1921-nucleotide messenger RNA. RefSeq names its product dynein assembly factor with WDR repeat domains 1-like. Gene Ontology annotation, molecular function: protein binding. NCBI's taxonomy places the organism in Eukaryota, Metazoa, Mollusca, Bivalvia, Pectinida, Pectinidae. The record is from RefSeq and is a predicted model, not a curated record. Bases 1 to 1248 code for a protein of 415 amino acids. The transcript is spliced from 13 exons.
AUGAAACUGAAGCGUUUUUUACUUCGUUAUUACCCACCUGGAAUCAUAUUGGAGUAUGAACAAGGAGGAAAUAUGAAAACAAAAUCGAUAGACCUGCUUGAUCUACGACCAGAGACUGAUGUAGAUGCUGUUGUGGAUGAGAUUGCAAGGAAAGAGCCGCUUAUUACAGCCUCCAAAACAGACCAAGUCAGGAAACUUGUUAUUCGUUUGCAGGAAAAGUUGAGUCAACGAGAUGAUCAUCACUUUUAUUUAUUCAAGGUGCUAAGAGCUCACAUAUUGCCAUUAACAAAUGUAGCAUUCAACAAGUCUGGAUCAAGUUUCAUCACAGGUAGUUAUGACCGUACAUGUAAAGUCUGGGACACAGCCUCUGGGGAGGAGCUCCAUACCUUAGAGGGACAUAGGAAUGUUGUUUAUGCAAUUGCCUUCAAUAACCCUUAUGGGGACAAGAUUGCUACCGGUUCUUUUGAUAAAACGUGCAAGCUUUGGAGUUCAGAGACUGGCAAGUGCUUUCAUACGUUCCGGGGUCAUACUGCUGAAAUUGUGUGUCUAAGCUUUAAUCCCCAGAGUUCUGUGAUAGCAACUGGCAGUAUGGAUACCACUGCCAAACUGUGGGAUGUAGAAACAGGACAAGAGAAGGCAACGCUAACAGGUCAUUCAGCUGAAAUCAUCUCCUUAUCUUUCAACUCAUCAGGUCGUCAACUUAUUACAGGAUCAUUUGACCACACAGUUUCUGUUUGGGAUGUAAACUCAGGAAGUCGUGUCCACACAUUGAUCGGUCACAAGGCAGAAAUCAGCAGUGCCCAGUUCAACUAUGACUGUUCUCUUAUUGCCACUGGCUCCAUGGACAAAACAUGUCGCAUCUGGGACAUGCCAUCAGGGCGUUGCAUUGGUACAUUACGUGGCCACGAGGACGAAGUGUUGGAUGUUGGGUUUGAUUACACUGGUCAGCACUUACUAACUGCCUCAGCUGACUCAACCGCCCGUGUCUACAAUGCAACAACUCACAGUCUCAUCUGCAAAUUGGAAGGUCACGAGGGAGAAAUAUCCAAGAUUUGUUUUAACCCACAAGGGACCUCUGUGCUAACAGCAAGUUCAGACAAAACGGCACGACUCUGGGAUCCUGAAAUGGGGUCAUGUAAACAAAUACUUGAAGGACAUUCUGAUGAGAUAUUUAGCUGUGCUUUCAAUUAUGAAGGGAACACCAUUAUCACAGGGAGUAAAGACAACACUUGUCGAAUAUGGAGGUGAUGUUAGUGGAUAAAGAAAACUAAGUCAGUAUUAAACACUUUUGCCAGUCAGUGUGGAAGAUCGGUCCAUAUGUCACUGCAACAUCUCACCCACCACAAGCUGUAGGACGGAUCACCGGGGUCAUCAGGGUCAUUGAAAUCGACUGACAGCCAUGGGAACUCCUAUUACAGACUCAAAGGACCGUCAAACUACUAAGAAUCCAUGUCAUAAAGUUUAGGAUAAUAUUGAUGGGCCCAAAUUGAGCCACAAAAUUAACAUUUUCUGAAAUUCAAGAAAGAAAUAUCAGUAUAUGAGUUGUGAUUAUUUUUUUAUUUUUUUUUUCAUUGGACUUCUCUUCCAAGAAAAGAUGGCUCAGUUUGGUUGCAUUACUAGUAAACUUGCCAUGCAUGGAUUAUAUUGGUUGUGAUAAUUCCAAAUCAGAAAAUCUAUGAAAAUCAUAAUCAUAAUAGUUUUAAGUGAUUUGGUGAGAGGGGUAUGGAACAGUGAAGGGGUAUGGAACAGUGAAGGGGUAUGGAACAGUGCAGGGGUAUGGAACAGUGCAGGGGUAUGGAAAAAUGAUAGGAGAGGAGUGUAGCUUGUAUUUAUAGUUAGCUAGGAAGUGAGAUCAGUGAAUUAGCACAAGAAGUUAUUGAUGAAUGCUGGGUAUUAAUAUAUGCUUGUCAGUACUGUGAUU